Didymosphaeria variabile is the source of this 510-nucleotide messenger RNA. RefSeq lists its product as uncharacterized. Gene Ontology annotation, biological process: protein localization to plasma membrane; eisosome assembly. Gene Ontology annotation, cellular component: eisosome; plasma membrane. The transcript is spliced from 3 exons. Bases 1 to 510 code for a protein of 169 amino acids. Lineage: Eukaryota; Fungi; Ascomycota; Dothideomycetes; Pleosporales; Didymosphaeriaceae. The record is from RefSeq and is a predicted model, not a curated record.
AUGGUGUCCAAGGCUUUGAACAUUGGACUGCGGUCCUGGCAGUUCAUCUGCUCCAUCGUCAUCAUGGGCCUCGUCGGCAACAUGAUCGCCACAGCCUUCAAGGGCAACUCGGCGAUGGUCAACUACGACAUGUUCACGGCAACCUUUGGGCUGCUCUCCCUGCUAUACCUCCUGCCAACGUCGUUCCUGGAUGGUUAUAGCAUGCCCGUCGCCAACAUGGCGCUUGACACGCUCAAUGUCCUCUUCUGGUUCUGCGCUGCCGUCGCGACAGCCGCGUAUCUGCAUGUGCACAGCUGCAGCAACCGCGCCUACACCCUCUCCAACCACAUUACCAACGGCAGCCCCAACACCGAGAAGCGCUGCCGCGAAGCCCAAGCUUCGACCGCCUUCUUCUGGUUCGGCUGGGCCGCCUGGGUUGCCUCCAUGGUCUUCAGCGUCAUCGGUGGCCGCUCCUCCGGAGCCAACCUACGCGGUGGCAUUCGCCGCGGGCCCGCCAUGAGCCAGGUCUAG